AUGUUUCCUACUGAUUUUCCUAGUAUGCCUCCGGAUAUAAAUAUAGAUUUUUCUAUUGAUUUAGAGCCGAGCACUUGCCCAAUCUCUGUCCCUCCUUAUUGCAUGACUCUGGCAGAAUUAAGGGAGCGUAAGGCUCAAAUCCAACAGCUUCUUGAUAAAGGUUUCACCCGUCUUAGUGCUUCCUCUUGCCUUUUUGGGGCAUGUGGUUUUAAAAUAGAGGUGAUGGUAUCCUCAAAAGAUUAUAGCAGUCAAGAACUGGGUCUGCCUAGUUCUGUUACUAAAAUUAGGAGUUUUGUGGGGCUUGCUAGCUAUUUCCAUAGUGACCCUUGGCCAGGAAGAUUUAGGAUUUUGGGACAGUUUAUAAAGCUAGGCAUCUCAGAGAAAGGUGGGGUACUGGCCAGUAUUGAGGUUAGGCCUACUUUUAUUAAAAAGAUCAAAUCCAAGCACUUUGAAGAUGAGAGUUUGAAUGGGCUUAGAAGGAAGACGGUGUUUGGAAAGGUACAAGAUACAGAUCUUGAGGCAAGUGGGGUACUCAAUUUUAGAGGAAGGAUUUGUGCUUCCCGAGUGGAUAACUUGAUUCAAAAGGUGUUGGCAGAUUCUUAUGGUUCAUGGUACUCUAUCCAUCCAGGUGUGAUCAAGAUGUAUCAAGAUUUGAAGCAGCUUUAUAAUUGUCCUGGCAUGAAGAAAGACAUAACGGACAUUGAUAUGACACUAUUCGAGGCACUUUAUGGGAGGGGAUAUAGAUCUCCCAUUGGGCGGUUUGAGGUUGGAGAUGUGAAACCUUUGGGAUUUUAUUUGGUAAGGGAUACUCUAGAUAAGGAUUCAUUCUUAUUAGACAAAGAUCUUCAGUAUGAGGAAGAACCGGUGGCAAUUCUUGAUCAUGAUGUUCAAAAGCUGAGGACCAAAGAGAUUAUGUUGUUGAAGAUUCAAUGGAAACAACUUCUGAUUGAGAAAGCUACUUAA
Solanum dulcamara is the source of this 963-nucleotide messenger RNA. RefSeq lists its product as uncharacterized. NCBI's taxonomy places the organism in Eukaryota, Viridiplantae, Streptophyta, Magnoliopsida, Solanales, Solanaceae. Bases 1 to 963 code for a protein of 320 amino acids. The record is from RefSeq and is a predicted model, not a curated record. The transcript has 5 exons.